This is a messenger RNA of Phasianus colchicus (ring-necked pheasant), 6026 nucleotides long. The record is from RefSeq and is a predicted model, not a curated record. Lineage: Eukaryota; Metazoa; Chordata; Aves; Galliformes; Phasianidae.
UUUUGUCUUCCUGUGAGCGAGUUAGGCGGUGUGUAUAACGGAGGCGCUCCGUUCCCUGGAGGGCUCAGUUUCGUUAAGUAAAACGUGAAUCCGUGGCGAAUUCUCCGCUGCUGCCCGCCUCGUGAUAGGGGUUGUGGAAAACGAGGGGCUGUGCCCGUACCUGGGAAUUGCCCCGAGACAUAGAAGGAGCUGCCUGCGCGGUGCUUAAAAAAAAGACUGAGAAUAACCAACGUGUCUGCGGCUGACAGGCAAAACUGUGCUGUCAGCACCGCGGCUUUGAUGCCAACACGACGGGUGUCACCCCCCGCACCCUGUGGCAGUGUGUAGUGGGCGGUAAUGAGUGCUCGGGAUAAGAAAUUGUUAAAUGUUGAGCUGUCUUGGAGCGGGAAGGGGAAAAUGAGGCCACAAAUACCGCAUCUCAGCCUCAUUAACAAGAGAUCUGUCGUGGCUAAGGAGUUUCUGAUCUGUCUGAAAUUAUUCCUGCUCCACCAGGGUGUCUUUUUUUGUGACGAUUAAAUGGCCAUUCUGCACAUGGCGUUGGCAUUAAGCAGGAGAUGGAGGAUCCAGUUUUCCUUCCCAGGUCCCUGGGAGGAGCAGUGUUAGUGCCAGCAAUGAGCUCUGCACGCACCACUGUCGGGACACUCACCCCAAAUCCACCCCAGCCUACUUUGGGAGCUGUACAAGGAGUUUUUCCCUUCUCCAUGGCGGUGGAUGUGCUAAUCUGGAUAUAGUACAGUUCUGCUGGCAUGCUCACUGCAUCCCUCGCUGUUCUGUCCUGGCCCCAUGCAGGUUGGACGAUGCUGGGGCUGACCUUUAGCUGCAGGUUUUGCAGGUCACUGUAGCUGCCUUUUCAGAAGGUGCUAUAGUUCCUCAGCAUGUCCCUCUUCUGACAGCAGGGGAAGAAAUAGCCUUGGUAUCACACCAGAAGUUAGGUUAUGUGUUGAUACUAGCAAGGUGAUCACUCUGGAUGCUUUUGUACAUAAGAGCUGGAAGGUUAAGUAGGGGUAGUGGUUCUAGGCAAUACAGGGUGAAUACCUGGAAUAAUACAGGAGACUGGAUGAAUAAGUGGAUUAGGAUGGUCACACCACACUUGCAUUUCUUGCCUGCCCUUGAGCUAACAUUUUUCAUGCUUCCAACAGUCACGACCCAAUGGGGGCUGCUGGGUGUCCAAAACAAACCAAACACGUCUCCUUCAGCCUAUUGCACAGCCCUGAGCGCCAGCUAUGUGACUAGGAGGUCUGCAAGGCAUCCCCUCCUUCUGGCCCAUGUCUAAUGAAUAGCUCCUUGGUGUUUCAUGAAGUGCAAUGGCAGAGUCAGGUGAGCUGCACUGCCUCGAGAUACCAGGCUACCAGCCCCACUAGCAAUUUAUCAGCUUCUACCAGAAAUGUCACAUUCUGCCGGAAAUGCUUUCCUGCAGAUAACCCCUCCGACUCCAGCAUGAUGCACACCUGGAGCUUCAGGGAUGCAAUGGCUGUCGUGCUGCUACUAACUGGGUUUUCUCUGUGGAAGAAUUCUGUAUUUCCAUCAGCGUUGGUCAUAAGCAUUAUCUCUGAUGUAAAAAUAUAAACUAAAGCCAAAUCUUGCCUUGUAAAAUGUUGCUGUCUCAACCCUGCUGUAGAUAGCACCCAGCAGCAUGCUAUAUUUCACGCUGCAGCUGAAAUAUUCUGAUGCUGGAAACUGUGGGAACGGCCCCAUCUUGCUGAGCACUUUCUUUUUGUCCCUAUAGUACUGACAUGUGAAAGAGCCACAAAUUCACAGAGGCUGUGCACACAUUUUUGUAACCGUGAUGUCUCCAGAGUCUCUCAGUAGUCUUGAGAGCACGGAGGUUUUGCCAGCAUAUGGGGGCACGGUUCUCUGCUGCUGUUUUUCUGCUGCUUAGAGAAAACCCUAGGCAUGUCUCAUCCUCACAACUGCAGAAAACUUGAAAACACAAUCUGAAGUUACGUGAAGGCUCAGGAAAAUGAAAGAAACCCCCAAAUUGUUUUGCUUAUGAUCUCUUCUGUCUCCACAUUCCCAGGGCUUUUGGGGAAAACUGGCUCAGGGAUGUUGUAGGCGGAGGUGAGGGAUGAUUUGCAUCUAGGUUGCUGAGCCCUGCUUUGAUUGACUCCAAAGGAUUUACGUAUCUUCUCACGUACAAAGUCCUCCACACUCCUGUCUUUGCUUCUGUCUCCACAGGCAUCUCUAGCACCCCCACUCCCACUCUGAUCAAAGCUUCCCCUCUUCUUUUAUCAUUGCUACAUGCUUUGGACUCCCUGCCUUCUCCACUGCAACGCAUGCCCAGAGCCGUCUGCCACCUCAAGUUCCCUUCAGAGCCCCCACUGACUAUACAGGAGAGUCAGUCUGAUGCUCUGUGUUGUUUACGACUUGCAGCAGGGCACACAGCUGACCCUGAUGAGGAAGAACAGGUAUUGAUGAUGUUCAAUGUACAACAAUUAAAUGAACACCUGGGGAAGAGGAGGGUGUGCCCAUGCUGCACAUUCCCAGCAUUCCUCCAGCUCUUCGUCCUCCUGGGCUGCUGGGGGUGAGCUGUCACCCGGAGAGGAUGGGUUGGCUCAAGGGAAACUUGGACCGGAGAUUGGAACAGGUGGCUGCGUUUCUCCUCUGCUUCUUUUGCAAAGUUUUGAAGAGUUGUCUGGGUGGAUGAGCCUUGUGGUAUCUGUAGGUGGCAAAUGGGACUUGUGUUUGUUGCAGAAAACUUGAAAAGCCACAACUAGAGGGAGAUGGGCGCUGACUGAACCCCAAACAUGCCAGCCUGGUCCAUUCCCCUGCUACAAAAUAAGGCCAGUAGCACCCAACUCCCCAGUGGAUGCAUUCCCAUGAUGUUUUUAAAAAUCUCCUGUCAUGGAGACUGGUGCUUACUCAGGUGAAACAUUUGAGUAAUUAGCUGUCUGUUCUGAUAGAAAGUGUUUCCUAAUAUCUAGCAUCAGUCUUGCUCCUUGCAAGCCCCAUUGCUCCUCACCCUAUCCCCAGCAGACACAACGAACAAUUGAUUCCUGUCCUCAUUGCAGCGAGUGCUCACAUCACACCGUGCCCCCAGGAGAGGAAUUAUGGGGGUGAUUUAUUAUGUUGCCUCUCCCCACAGAGAUAACUCUCAAGCACAGUCCUAUUGACACAGGGCAGAAGAGAAAGAAAGUAUCUUUUGGGAUGGAGACCUGCCAUAUGGCAACUCGAGGGAGAUGAUGCUCAAAAAACAGAAUUCCCCUCCUGACGGUACACACCAUACAAGGAGAAGAAGCAGGACCAGCACGGGAUGCGGCAUCACCAUGUGAGGAGUCAUGUUGGGCUUCUGUCCCCAUGUCCGCUGUCCCUCUCUUUGCUGCCCAAGCCCCUGACCGUGCCAUGGAGUGACCGUGCACUGUGGGGUACCAGGGGGCUGCAGGCAGCAGGAGCUGAGGAGAGCUGCAGGAACACCAGCAGGGUUUGGGAAGAUGUGGGGAGAGGCUGGAACGACUCGCUGGGUACACGUGUCCCUCACCGCUUUGUCCCCGCAGCCUGCAAGGCUGCCUCGUGCCGUGUCAGGCCGUGCCACCGACGUGGGCAUGCGUCACGGUGCUCGAGCAGAACGAUGCAGCCCCUCCACUCCCCCCCCUCCCCGGAACGGCGAUGACCAGCCUGAUCCCUCCCACCUGCCUGCUCCCCCUGGCCUGGCCCUGACGUCAGGGAAGGCGUGCGGAUGCGUGUGUGCAGGCUGCACAUCAUACACACAUCAGGCACCGCAGAGACAUCGGGAGGCAGCCGGCAGCCGGCAGUGGAAAAGCCCCCGGAGCCGGGCUACAUGCGAGAGCUCCGGGCAGCAAAGGAGCGCUUCCCCGUCCCCACCGUGCGCUGAUGCUCUGCGAGCCGCAGCUCCAGGGAGCCCCUCAUUGCUAAGGAGGUAAGGGCAGGCACGACGGCCAUCGGCUAUUGUAGCCAAAGGUUCAGCUUCAUGCACGGUGUUUGCUUACAGGGCUGCUUUUUAAUUUGGGAGAGGUGUGAGGGUGAAGCAUGGCAUCCCUCCUCUGUUCUGCUUACUGCUGAUUCCCCAGCAGCUCCCAGACAAUGCCUCCUUCGGGGCAGGCGGUGCUGCAUGGCCACUUUUGCUGGGGGCACACCGUGCUGCCAAACUGGGCUCAGCUGGCACCAGCUCUCCAUUCACUGACAGCAGGAGAAAGCGGCGGAUGAAAACCUGUCCUGGUAGAGGUGGGGGCUUGAAUGAAUGUUUCUUUGGGGCUGGCUGUGCUAUUCAUUCCUGCAGACAGUAAGUUAGAUCACAAAGGAAAGAGAAAGGAUGAAAGGUUGUGGAUGGGGACAUUUGCGUGAGGUCUUUGAGCCGACAAUACUCUGAUUUAAAAUCACACCCAACCACAACCAGGCAAAUCCCCCAAACCUGGUUGUUGGAGAGCAAUGCUUUAUGCAUAUAUACUCCAAAGGUAAACCAAGCCUCCAUGAUGGCUUCUCCUCUGGCUUCUUGGCUUGUGGCAGUUCUCCCCACGGCCUCCCUGAGAAUCCGGAGGUACUGACGGAGGGAGCUUUUUAUAAUCAAUCCAUAAAGCUUGCUGAAGCAGAACCCUGCCUGCUGCUCCCCACGCCCGGCCCCAAGACGGAGGACCCCGCUGACCCCACCAUGUCAUCAGAGCCCGGUGCCCCACCGGCUGUGCCACCUCUGCACUCUCCCAAGUCCCCGGUCUGGCCCACCUUCCCCUUCCAGCGCGAGGGCAGCCGUGUCUGGGAGCGGGGCAACCUCCUACUGCGGGACCUGCCCAGCCCACUGCCCACUAAGAGGACCAGGACCUACUCUGCGACGGCACGUGCUUCUGCUGGGCCGAUCUACAAGGGUGUCUGCAAGCAGUUCUCCCGUUCACAGGGCCAUGGGUUCAUCACUCCAGAGAAUGGCACAGAAGACAUUUUUGUCCAUGUGUCUGACAUCGAGGGGGAGUACGUCCCGGUAGAGGGGGAUGAGGUGACGUACAAGGUCUGCCCCAUCCCUCCCAAGAACCAGAAGUUCCAGGCAGUGGAGGUGGUGCUCACCAACCUGGCGCCCCAUACGAAGCAUGAGACGUGGUCUGGGCAGAUCAUCGGCUCCUAGGUGCCUGGGGGGCCUGAUGGCCGCUCACGGGGAGCUUGGGGAAGGCUGGGCUGGCGAAGAGGCUGGGGCCGCUCCUCAGCACGCAGGUGUUCACGUUUGGUGUCUUUUCUAAGGUUACAGUUUCCUUUUUGUGUGUGUUUGUACCUGUCUUUCAAGGGGGAUGGGGAAAGUGGUGUCCUACCCACUGACCCCCCAGCUCCUGGGGUAGCACUGAGUCCCACAUCUUUGAGCCCAAGGGGAGCAGGAGGACUGAUCCUGCUCCCAUCCCACUGCAGCCUAGGCCUUGUGGGGGGCUCGUCCCAGCCUCCCCUACCCUGCUCUGGCCAGGUGGGCAAAUCACUGUGCCGGGAGGGGACAGCUCAGCCUCUUCUGCCCCCAUCACCCCAGCCCCCCUGGAACCCAUCCUGUGUGUGCCUGUGUGUGUGUGUCUGUAGGUCACCGUGGGGCUGAAGGGUUUGGUGAUCUCCCUCUGCUCAUGCUCCACACCGACACCUCCUGCCCCCUCGGUGUAGACAGGGUCUCGUAUAUAAAGCACAAAUUUGUUCUCAGUCCUCUGCCAUAUCUUGGCUAGGUGGGCUCAUGUGGCCUUGGGGACGGGGAAGGGGCACCUGUGGGUUGUGAGAUGUGGACGUAGGGAUAGCCCCAUGCCAUGCCCCAGGCAGUUAGCCUGGCCAAGACAAACUGUUGGAUUUUUCUUUUUUCUUUUCUUUUUUAUUUCUUUUGGGAAAUAAACUAAAAUCCUAGAAUUGUUGGUGUUUUUACAACUCUGGUGUGGUUCCUGCCUGUCUGACCUUGUGUCAACCUUUGUAACAUUGGCAAUAAACCAUUAAAAGUGACUUUCCCACGAGCCCUGCCCGUCCUGCUUUUUUGUGUGUAAGUGCACCCUGCAGGGGACCCAGGAAACCCAGGGCUUGCUUCAGACACUCACCAAUGCUAUGCACUGCACCUCAACUUCAGCAGA